AUGAAAACCGAGAAGUUUAGCCAUUUUUUCAAACAACAGUGGCUUACGUUAUCUGAUGAAAUACGUAUACUGCUGACAUUUCAUCCUAAAGAAUGGCUUAAUGCUUUUCGAUCCAAUUCAAAAUAUCCCCUGUUUCUACACGGUGACAUUGAUGGAUUUGUUGCAUUGUUUAUCGAUAAUUUAGCAACAUUGUUGGCAAUUAUUCUUGCACUUCAACCUGUAUUUGAUUCUGACAUUGUGUAUGGAAAGAUCGUAACUGGCGUGGCUCUGACCAUGUUAUGGGGUAAUAUUUAUUAUGUCUACAUGGCCCGAAAGCUUGCAUACAAGGAGAAACGCGGCGAUGUAUGCACAAUGCCGUAUGGAAUUAAUACACCAGGAGCAUUUGCAUUUAUCUUUGGUAUAAUCUUUCCUGCGUAUUACCAGUGUAUAGUUGAUAACAACGGACAGAACAAACGAAUGUGUCAAGAACGUGUCUGCGUUGCACUUCUCUCAUCCAUAUCGGCCAUUGGGUUUACCUAUUUGGCAUUGAAUCAGUAUUUGCCUGUGCUUGCUACACCUAUGGUAUCGUUUCUACCAUUUUCCAUUGUCAUUCUCGGUUAUUGUGGAAAAGUCAAAAUUGGCCGUGUACCAAUAGCCAUUGUAGCUCUAAUUAUUGGCACUGCUCUCGGCUGGGCGACAUCAACAAAUGAGGCACAAGAUGUACGUGACGCCAGUAAAUUAGUUAAACCAUAUGCGCCAGUAUUUCCUGUUCAAGGCAUGUUCGAAAAUAUGAAUCGUAUCGGUCCGUACCUAUCCAUCAUUAUUCCAACAGGUAUUUCAAUUGCUAUUGGAACUAUACAAUGUGUUGAAUCAGCAAAGAGAGCCGGUGAUUUCUACCCGACUCGUGAGGCCAUGUUUGCUGAUGGAGUUGGAACAAUACUUGCAAGCUUAUUUGGCUCAAUUCUUGGCAUGACUGUUUAUAUUGGUCAUCCAGCAUAUAAAAGGAUGGGCGCAAGGCAAGCCUAUUCAGUGAUCAAUUGUUUGGCUUAUGCACCAUUAUGCUUUUUUGGCAUAAUCGCUCUUUUCAUCAGAAUAAUCGCUGUUGUUGCUGUUAAUCCGGUCAUUAUUUUCAUCGGUCUUUUUAUGUGUGCUGAAACUCUUGCAAUAACGCCUCCACGUCAUUAUAUUGCCUUUCUUCUCGGUUUAACACCUGUAGUGGCUGACUGGGCACGAGGAACAAUAAUUAACGGUGUUGCAGUUGCCUACUUAAAUGUGACCUUACCGAACGUAGACUUUGCUCAGAAUGUUACGCCUCAUAUAACUGAUUUCUCUUAUCAUGGACUUUCCAAUUUAGCUGGCGGCAGUCUCCUUCAAUGUAUUUUGAUUACGGCAAUUCUUAUGUAUAUGAUCGACCGAAAAUUCAUCCGAGGUGCCUUAUGGUCGUUUUUAGCAGGUCUACUCUCUUUCUUCGGUUUAAUUCAUUCCUCAAACUUGGGCGUCUUGUAUAAACAAACAGAUGAUGGAUGGCGAUUCACUGUAGGUUAUGCCAUGAUGAUAUUACUCUUCAUUCUGUGCGAAAUAGCACAACGAUGGAAAUGGAUAGAAGGACCCGAAAGUGAACCUGAUGAUUUAUCGUCUGAAGAAUGGCAUGAAUGGAAUCGAAUGCAACAAUCAAAUAAAGAAAGCCAAAGAUUUUAG
Messenger RNA from Rotaria sordida, 1677 nucleotides. The record is from the annotation of a GenBank genome assembly. Lineage: Eukaryota; Metazoa; Rotifera; Eurotatoria; Philodinida; Philodinidae.